Messenger RNA from Girardinichthys multiradiatus, 8291 nucleotides. Its product is annotated as methyl-CpG-binding domain protein 5-like. The transcript is spliced from 10 exons. Lineage: Eukaryota; Metazoa; Chordata; Actinopteri; Cyprinodontiformes; Goodeidae. Gene Ontology annotation, molecular function: chromatin binding; DNA binding. The record is from RefSeq and is a predicted model, not a curated record. Gene Ontology annotation, cellular component: chromocenter; nucleus. Bases 568 to 4821 code for a protein of 1417 amino acids.
CGGCGCCCGCGCGUGCGCAGUGCGGCUCUCCAUCAUCUCCAAUAUUCCAGUGUAGGAGAAGCAGCAGAAGCAGAGAACUAAUGGGAGCCAUGGGGAAACCACUACCCAACUGUGUUUGGGAACCCAUCGCCUAAAAAGACUCCAUUCUUCUGUCUAAGGGGUUUCUUUCCUGGGAAAUGGACAAAUGUUGAGAAGUUAAUAAUAAAGAACUUUACUUUGGAAGAACGCAGUGCUCCUGAUCCCUGUUCCUUCCCGUCUAGCCAGUCGGAUGGCUCCGAAUGACAGGACACAGUAAUGAAUGUCAUCACGUCGUUGAGUACUGUAGCCAGAAUGCAGCUCAAAGGGUAGGGUCAGCUGUGAGCCCGCCUCACCCUACCCUCCCACCACCCCAUUAGCUCCACCAGAGAGCAGACUCCCACAUCGAAGCAGAAUCGAGCAGCCCCGGACCUUCUCUUCCAACCCUCCCAGCACUGACACCUCCACCACGUCUCCGGAAGACGGAACAUGACGCCGGUUCAUGUCUGAUACAUACACCUCUGAGGCGUCGAGCGUAAAACCAGUGGAGCAAUGAAUGGCGGAAAGGACUGUGAGGCAGGAGAUGAGAGGCAGGCCGUCCCUGUCCAGGUCCCCAUUGGCUGGCAGCGCAAGGCGGAGCAUGGCGGGGGCGUCAUGUAUGUGAGUCCCAGUGGCUCGGUGCUGUCCAGCUUGGAGCAGGUGAAGACCUACCUGCUCACAGAUGGAACGUGUAAAUGCGGCCUGGAGUGCCCGCUCAUCCUCCACAAGGUGUUCAACUUCGACCCAGGGGCGGCUGUCAAACAGAGGACAGCGGAGGACGUGAAAGCAGACGAAGACGUGACCAAACUCUGCAUUCAUAAGAGGAAGCUCCUGGCUGUAGCCACACUGCACAAGAGCAUGGAGACACACCCGCCUCUGGCGUUGAGUAGCCCAGGAGGAGGUACAUCACCUGCGGUUGCUUUGCAUUCUACAACUCAACGAGCAAUAAGGUCUAAAGCCCACGAAGGGUUGCCCAAUGCUGUUGGCCCCGAGUGCAAGAACCCGUUCAAGAUGAUGAUGGCAGCCGGACAGCAGCAGCAGAGGUUGUAUCCAUCUCAGGAGGCAAGUGGAGCCCUGCAGCCUGAGCUUUACUCUGGAUACCCCCGGGCACAGAGGUUAUCGAGUGGGGAUCCUGGAACUAAAUCUCCGUAUCGGGCGGGGUAUGGGGGCAUGUUGAGCCCAUCUUCCUCCAGUGCUAAACUGUAUGGAGAUGGAUCUCAAUCUCCCAAAACAGACACUCUGGGCAGCCCUGAGGGCUUUCAAAGGACCAAUCCUUGUGGGUUCCCAGGAGCCGGUAGUCCUGGUUCAUCAUCCAUUCAUGGGAACACUAGGACUCCUCUUUCCCCACCCAGUGUAAUGCUUCAUGGCUCUCCUGCAGGCCAGCCAUCCUGUGCGAUGUCAGGAAGGACUAGCACACCACUCUCCCCUACGGCCACUGCCAAAAGCCCUGUCAUGAACAUGAACAUGCCACGGGGGAACUUCCCACCUGGCAUAGAUCUGCCUCGAGCAGCAUUUCAUCAUAAAUCUCAGCCCCCUGUGCAUCCUGUACCUCCCCCACCAUCCAUACCACCACCCUGUGCUCUUCAGAAAAGGCAGUUAACCUCUGAAAAAGACCCCUUAGGGAUUCUCGACCCCAUCCCUAACAAGCCAGUUAGCCAGCCCCUAACCCAUGCCCCCAACCCUUCCACCUUUCAGCCCAACAUCCACUCUCAGGUACAAAUGAUGAAUGUAAACAUCCCCCCUCCUGUCAUUGUUCCCCUGCCAAGCAACUUACCUUUACCCACAGUGAAGCCUGGACCUGUGGGCCAUGGUGGCAAUGUGCAAAGGAUUCAACAGAGUGGUCCUUCCUCCUCCAUGUCCCCCUCCCCUGUCACUUCCCCAGUUCACAUGGCUGGGCCAGCUGUAGGAAGAAUCGAGGCCUCACCUCAUCGCUCGCGGUCCUCCUCCACCUCUUCCGAACAUGGGAGCUUUGCAAUGCCCUCGGGUCACCAGGCCCCAUGUGCCACAAUGAAGGUUCCACCUCGUUCUCCCAGGUCGGCUAUGGGAUCUCCCCGGCCGGCCAUGCCCUCAAGCCCCUCCACCAACAAAACCGACCCUCUCCACCAGUAUAAAGACUCCCAGCUGCUGCCUGGAUUGGGAAACCCAGUGGGCACCCAUCAGCACAGCAACUCCAUGUAUUCACCCACCUCGUCCUCAUCCUCUCUGGCAACUUCCAGCGCUUCCCAGAAGGGCCAUCCUGGACUCCUUGGAAUGCCCCUGAACCAGAUCCUGAACCAACAGAAUGCGGCUUCCUUCCCAGCCAGCAGUCUCCUCUCAGCUGCCGCCAAAGCACAGCUAGCAAAUCAAAACAAACUUGGCCCUGCUGGCAACAGCACUCCUGGCAUGGCUGCUGGCGCUGCGGUCGGCAUGCCGGCCAUGGGGGCAGCCGGUGGAGGUAACAGUGGGGGUGUCAUCUCUCGAGGCAUGGAGGGACACAGCACUUUAAAUCCCAUGCUCCCGCCAAACUCCACCAUGCUGCUAAACACUCCAGAAGGUCAGAGUGGUCGGGCAGCGCUUCGGGACAAACUCAUGGCCCAGCAGAGCACGCGUAAACGGAAGCAGUCAUCCAGCAGUGCUGUGAACCAUGACGGUGGUAACAACAUGGUGUUCAAUAUGCUCAACAAGCCAGGCAUGGGAGGACCCCACAUGCAGGGGCCCAGUGCUACAGAGCAGCUGCGAAAAGUGGGCCGAAUGGGAAACCUGCAUCCUAACGCCUCCAUGGCUCAGCUGCUGCAGUCCAUGAGCUGCCACAGUUCCCACAACAUGGCAGGGAACAGCCAUCGCCCAGGUCUCGGUCCUGGUUCACAUGCAGCGGCGCUUCUCUACAACGAGUCCACAGGCAUGCUCCCUGGUGGCCCUCAGCAGAACCUCCUGGUCCAGCAGAGGCUGCGGCCUCCCGGAGAUCCCAUUCAGCACUGCCAGGGCCUGGAUCCCUCUGGGGGCCACCUGGUCCCCCGUCCAGGCCAGUUCCCAGACAUGAUGGUUCAGAUGCAGGCUCAGUCCAUGAACAGCUGCGGGCCUAUGGGGCCAAGCGGCGGACCGAUCGCACCUGACGGGAUGCCGCUGGUGCGCCCCAACACUAAUCCACCACCACUGUCCCAUCCAGGCCCACACCCCACACAGCUCCACAGUAUAAGGAGGACUAACCUUGUGCCACACGGAGGGGGCGAUGGAGGCUGUAACCAGACUGUCUCGGAUUCAGGCUGUGGCAUGGGCACUCUGCAGCCACAUGUCAACGCUGGUGGAGGUCAGCUGUACCAACAGCAGGUCCACCAGAUAAUGCCACAGGCAGUAUCCUCACACCCAGCUUACCAGGGGCAGCAGCACUUCUCUGACAACCCACACUACAAAGACGGCAGCAAUGGCGGCUCCAUGGCCUGCCUCUAUCCAAACUACCAGCAGGGAAUGUUGCCCCACCCACAAUUUGGGGAGGAGCAACCGCCCCAAAGUGAGGGGCUUCCAGUAGGUACACCUGGCUCUGAGAGGGGACCCGGCGGAGGGCCAGAGGUGGUGGAUGCCAUUUACAGAGCUGUAGUGGAUGCCGCCAGUAAGGGCAUGCAUGUUACCAUCACCACCACGGUGAGUGGGACCACGCAGGCCAGUCCGGUGCCCGCCCUCAGUGCCAUGAGUGCCUUCACUUCCAACAUGGGGGAGCCCGUUAACCUCCCCCAGGCAGUCAGCGCAGUCCUGCAUGGGCACCAGGACAGUGAGACGUUAACCCAGCAAGUCAGACCGAGGCAGGUGAGACCGGGACGUGGACAGAAAAACAUGGAUCCAGGGAAGAGCACUCCGGACGGUCCAGAGACCAAUGACUACUUCCGCUCCCCUGGCCGUGGAACCCCUAGAGGGAACUGGGAUGGAGAGACGCCACACGGGGGAAGCUAUGAUACGCAGAACAACCCCUGGGGUGGAGAGGAGUUUCUGGAGUGUUCUACUCAAGUAAGAAGUAGUCCUCUCAUGGAGAGACCAGCCAGUCUGGCCCCUGCCCCACCCUGCCCUGCAGAGGGAUCCAACGACCACAGCCUGCCCAUGCCACACGAUAAGACCUUUUUCGACCGGUUUAACAACUGCAACCGGACCCCCUCCAACUACAAAGAGCGUCUGGAACAAACAGUAGAACGGUGCGCCCACAUCAAUGGCGCCACCCCUCACUUUAACACCAGGCCUUACGGAGAAGCACUGGGCCCCCCGCGGCAGGAGCUGACGGGGGACGACCAGUCACCUGGCUCUUCCACCAGCCUGGAAGGGCCUCUGGCCACACCCAAAGACUACAGUCACUACAACGGUCAUUUCAACGGCAUGGCCCCCAGUCCCUCAGACACAAAGAGCCUAAGCAGCGAGGAGGACGUGCGGCAGCCCGACUCUCCCUCGUCAGAGCUACUCCCCUACCGCCCCAGGACCUUCAAUAUGGGAGAGCUGGUCUGGGGCCAGCUGAAGGGCUUCCCAUCCUGGCCUGCCAAGCUGGCCGGGGACGAACAGGUGCACUGCGCUGCAAUGCAGCUGCGAGAGCAAGCCAAGGUCGAGCCAGAGAAACUGAAAACACUAACCCACGACCUGGAGGCUCUUGACCGAGCCGCCAAGAGAGGCCUGAAACCGAAGCUGAAUAACCCCCUGCAAGCUGCUCUCCACGAGGCCAUGAGUGAGCUCGAUAAGAUGUCAGGCACACUCCCAUCGAGGGACCGUCAGCUGAUGCUCCCCAAACCCAAGAGGAGGAAAAUAUCCAGAUAACAUUGAAUGUGUCAGGCACAAGAACGUCCUCGGAGCGGCCGGAGGCCUCGCUCCGUUUGGCCUCGACGAGGCGAUCUGAGCUCUUCAACAGGUGCUACACGGACUUUCAGUGGUACAAACCUUGUUCCAUGAUAUCAACUUGACUUUGUGACUGACCACAGAAGGUGCUGGAAACUCCAAUCACCAAUACAGUUUUAACUGUAGAGAAAAUAAAAAUAAGAAAAACACAAAAACAAACAUUAAAAACAGUUGCAAUUUGUCUACAGUUCACUGAAUUAACUAUUUUUUUCUAGUAUAAGAUGGUAAAAUAAACAAAAAAAAGCUACAAGCGUUACCUUACAUAUUUAAGAAAAAUAGACAGUCCAAAUAUUUCUGAUACAUUUUCAAUAUGUAUAUAGAUAAUCCUGAAAUUUCCUGCUAUUAAGAAUUGUAUGUAUAUAUUGUACAAUGUCAUGUACAAGCGUACCUAAUGCACAUUUUAUCUUUUAUUGUACAAAAACAAAGCAGUAGAAGUGUACCAAUGUCUUGGUUUCUAUUGAGACGUGCGGCUGCUUCGGGCCGCAUGCAUAGGACAAAUAAGAUGACCGCCUAAAAGCUUUUAUAUGACCAACUGUAAGUCGUGCUGUUUCCCUUCUUUUCUUCAGUCCAGGAUCGGGCGAGUGUUCAUUUCGAAACUAAACAGAAUGAACUUUACCAGCAGAAAGUGUUCCAUGUUUAUUUUUCUCCACCAGCUUCAGCCGAGACAGGAAAGCCAUCGUGUUUACGAAUCCGAUGAGGCGCUUUUAGGAAGGAAUUAUCCACCUUAAAUCGCCGUUUCUGAUACACAGUGAGCUUCGUUAGAAUCAUGACUUCCUCUCUUUUCUCCAUUUUUAUGGUCGGUGGAGCAUGGAAAUUGUCCAGACAGAUUUUUCACAUAUCCAAUGCAAAGUGAUGCUAAAGUAAAACCCUGCGGUUUGAAUUUGAGGCUCCAAAACCCUUAAAUUUAACCCAAAUGUUUAGUUCACAAAGAUAAAUCACAUUUGGGUGGAUUUUUCCUUCACAAUUUCCGCCGUCAUCAUUGAUUUCGAUUGUUCUCAUGCUUGUCUGUACAGUAUUUUAGUUACUUUUACCACAACUAUAGCUUUAGGUGGGCUAACCAACCUCAGAGUUUAGAUCAUGGAAAGGAAACACUAACUUGACGAAAGCAUUUUUCUUCUUUAGAGGCCUUUUUGUUUGUGUUUUUUGUUGCUUGUUGAUGUAAAUUAUUUAUGUACAGUACUCCAUAUUUAUUUUAAGCUUUACAAAUAUGCUAGAUGGCAAUAAUACUACCAAGAGUUGAGAACUAAAGCCUUAUAUGUGUAUAUGUAUGUUUUGUUUUCUGUUAUUUUUGUUUUUUAACAGGUGAACAAUGAUCAUGUAUCCCGUUAUUUAAGAAGUUUGGCGCUCCGAUUUCUCAUUUUGUUACACAUUGUGUCAUGGGGUGUUUUGGUGUAAAGACCAUGUUAUUUAUGAAUAUUAACUUUUAAAAAUGGCAGACGUGGAGGUUUUGAAUGCAGUUUUAACACUACAGUACUGACAGUAUCGGAAACUGCAUCAAACUGCUGCUCCUCCAAAUCAAUAACCUGAAAUCGCUAUUGAAUGAUCAAGUGCAAUAAACCAAGCGAUGGAUCAACAGCAUCUUCAGCAAUCUUCACUUCUCUUGCUUUGUUUGCCUUUAAUCCGCUUUCUUCAGACUUCUCUCUACUCCAUAGUUUUACAGACACAGCACACCUGUUUCAACUUGAGAUGUUUCCUCCGACCAAAGCAGUUCCUGUGUUAAACAAGAUCUUAAACUGGUUCUUAAGAAACACAGCAAAGUACCAGUAGGGUACGCAGUUUAUAAAGAACACUGCCAAAUAGUAGUUAAACGCAGUGUUAAAAGCAGGAUUUAUAAAUACCUGCUGGUGGUUUUAAAACAAUUGACAGUAUUUACAAACAUUGCUACAAACAGGAGUUGCAUGCCCAGUUUCAAACAGGAUUUAUAAACACUAGCUGAGAAGAUUUAAAAAUCUGAAUCUGUUUCUAAAGAACUCCGCAAGCAGGAGUUACACAUACUGUUUCAAUCAGGAUUUAUAAAUAGCUGGUGCUACUGAAAGACCUUUUGAAAAUAGGAAGCGUGCACACUUUUUAAGCAAGAUUUAUAAACGCCAGCUGGUUAGAACUGACAGUGUUUAUAAAGAGGAUGCAAACACGCUUUUAAGCAGGGUUUAGACACUCUAGCUGGUUAUUUAAACAGAACUUUCAAUGUUUAAAAACUGCUUGGUAAACAGGAGUUACCUGCAGGGUUUACAAAUAUCAGCUGAUAGCAUUAAAAGAUCCCACCUUGUUUAUAAACUCUGUUAUAAAUUCAAGACUUAAUUGGGAGAUUUAAACCUCGCUCUUUGAUCGGUUGUUUGCCUAUAGUUCCUGAUAAAAUGCCUUUCAUUUAGACAACCAACACGCUGGUCUUGAGAUGUGGCCGUUUAUUAUGGUGCUUUUGUCACUGGAAACAGGACAAACUGGUGCAAAUCAAGAACAAGCAUUGUUUUAGCACUGGAACUGGUUGAUUGGAAUAACCCCCCAUUAGGAAUUCCCAAUAAAACCUGAAUACAUUUCAGUUGUUUUGGGAUUCUUUGUAAAAACCAAUUUAUUAAAACUUCGUAACCUUUAAGUUAAAUAAUACACUACAAAAUAUCUCACCUUUUUCCAGCUAAUAAAUGCUACAACCCAUAUAGAUGUGGAGAACAGCUCUGGUCCAGACCUACGAGUCGACUUACACAAAUGUUUGCAACCAUUUUCUGUUUGAAGAACCUUUUAUAUCAGUUUGUACUGUAUUUUAUUUUACGUGUGCUCACUCACUACUUUCUGGUUGCUUCAUUCACUGCUUUUCCAUGUGUUGUUUUUUUUUUUACCCUAAACUACAAGGAAAUCUGCCCUCUUUUGAAUACAUGAGCUCUUUCGGUAAAGUUUAUUCUGCUCUUCUGCCCCUAUUUUCUUUGUUUAGUUUUUUUUUGUGUGCAAUGAUGAGCAGGAGCCCAGUUUCAUGUCAGGAACCCAUUCAUGUUCUUCAUGGUCAAACGGUGGAACCAUUUCUCGCCUAUGGUUCUGUGUUGAGGUGUGAGUGUCCUUUUCUUUUAUUCUGUCAGUAUUUGCUUUCUCUUCGGCUUGUAAUUAAGUAUAUAUUUUUCUCACUAAUAUAUACUUUACAAAAAGAAUAGACCUGCGUGAAGUACGGUGUGCAUUUGGUUGCUCUUGUUUAUUUCUUUCCUUUCUGCAUUAAUGUGGGUUAGGAAUAGUGCGUCAGAGUUCAUUAUUUUCACAUUGUUUGGACUUUUUUUUUUUUUUUUUUUUAUGGUUUGAUGUAAACAGCAUUUUUUUGUAAAUAUUGUGAAACAUUACAGGUCAUGCAGUGAUGUAACAUUUUGAAUAAUGUUGCACAGAUGUUUAAGAUAUUAAAAACAUGUUCACUCUUA